Molecule: messenger RNA, 399 nt
Organism: Phascolarctos cinereus (koala)
Lineage: Eukaryota; Metazoa; Chordata; Mammalia; Diprotodontia; Phascolarctidae
Gene: PRLH
Product: prolactin releasing hormone
Biological process (GO): feeding behavior; response to peptide hormone; G protein-coupled receptor signaling pathway
Molecular function (GO): neuropeptide hormone activity; prolactin-releasing peptide receptor binding
Source: RefSeq, a predicted model, not a curated record
CAUCUCUCGGAGUUCUGGACUGAGCUGAUUGCCGGCAGAAUUCAACACAAUGAAACUUGUCCCAAUCUGCCUCAUGUACCUGCUGCUGACCUGCCUGGCCCUGCCGAAGGCUGAAUGCCGGCUCCAUGACCACUCAGUGGAGAUCAGGAAUCCUGACAUUGACCCUUCCUGGUACACGGGCCGAGGAAUCAGACCUGUGGGCCGCUUUGGCCGAAGGAGGGCCACCUCGGAGGGCUAUCAGAGGUCUGCCUAUGGACGGCAUCACCCUUGCUUCCCCACGGAGGAAAGUAAUGAGUCUGCCCAAGACGACUAAGACGCUUCUGCUGAGAAUAAGCCCGGAUGCCUUCUCUCCCUCUCCCUUCUCUUCCACUUGCUAGUUUCUUUCUCACCAAAUAAAAA